AUGGAAAUUAAUGCCUCAGAUGAUCUUCUGCCCAAUGUAACACUGGGCUUCAUCCUCUAUGAUUCUUGCUACAAUGAGGUUCGGUCAUUAACUGGUACAGCGUGGAUUUUAUCAGGAACUAAAAAUGGUGUUCCAAGUUUUAGUUGCAAAGAGGGUAAUAUGCCAUUGGCUAUUAUUGGUGAUAUGCCCUCGAAGGCCUCAAUACCUAUUGCCAGAAUCUUGGGAUUGUACAGAUAUCCACAGGUUAGCUAUGCUUCAGCUACGCCUUUACUGAGCGAUAAAACACAGUUCCCAUCCUUCCUCAGGACAAUACAUAACAGUUAUUAUGAAGGUUUUAUUAUUGCUGACUUAUUGAAAUAUUUCAACUGGACCUGGGUGGGGAUAAUAGUUUCAGAUAAUGACUUGGGAAGAACAGGUCUUCAAAUAGUAACAAGAGAGUAUGAGAAAAAUGGCGGAUGUAUUGCAUUUCAAGAGAUACUUCCUAUAUUUUCCUCUAUGAAGUCUGUUCUCCGCAUUGUUGAUGUUGUUAAAAAGUCCAAAGCAACAGUAGUAGUUUUGUUUUGCACCACAGAAAACCUUGUAUCUCUAAUGGAACUGGCUUCUUUUCACAAUAUCACUGACAAAGUGUGGGUGGCAACGCCCGGCUGGUCCAUUACUUCUGACUUCCCUAGGAGAGACAUUUUAACAACCUUAAAUGGGAGCCUUGGAUUAGCAAAUCAAAAUGGUAAAAUUCCUGGAUUUAAGGAGUUUCUUUAUAGUAUCCAUCCUUCCAUAUCUACAAAUGAUCCUUACAUGAAGACAUUUUGGGAGAAUGUUUUUCACUGUAUUUGGCCAGGAAAUGAUGCAGUCAAUAAUACAUCUCCAGCACUGCUUAAAGAAGACAUUGUUUGGUGCACAGGAGAGGAGAGACUGGACAGUAUUGAUCCCAAUAUAUAUGAUGUCUAUAACUUUAAAUACACAUAUAGAACACAUAACGCUGUCUUUGCAGUAGCUCAUGCUUUGCACCAGAUGAAGAACUGUGUCCCAGGGAAAGGGCCUUUCAAGAAUGGAUCUUGUGCUGAUAUUUAUAACCACCGGCCUUGGCAGCUGCUUCAUUACCUCAAGAGAGUUGACUUCAAAAACACUGCAGGGGAACGGAUAUUUUUUAAUGAGAAUGGGGAUGUCCCUGUCUCUGUGGAUAUUCUGAACUGGCAGCUGUUCCCUAAUGGAAGCAAUCAGUAUGUCUCUAUUGGAAGCAUUGACACCGGAGCUCCAAAGGGCAAAGUGUUCAGAAUUCAGCUAAAGGAGAUUUUAUGGAAUACAGGAAACAGUCAAGUCCCUGUCUCAGUCUGUAGUGAUCCAUGUCCCAAAGGCUACAGAAGAGCUGCACUUCAAGGGCAGAAGAUCUGCUGCUUUGAUUGUCUGCCAUGUUCUGAAGGAGAGAUUCUCAACCCAAAUGAUGACAGUGAAUGUCUCAAGUGCCCAGAAGACAAAUGGCCUGAUAGCAGAAAAGAAGAGUGUCUUCCAAAGCUCAUUCAGUUCCUUUCUUAUGAAGAGACACUGGGCUCUGCUUUAGCUUGUAUUUCAGUCUUGUUUUGUCUCCUUACAUUUUUGGUGUUUUGCCUGUUCAUAAUUAAACAGAAAACUCCCAUAGUGAAGGCAAAUAACAGAGAGCUCAGCUACCUACUUCUCAUCUCCCUCAUAUUUGGUUUCCUUUGUCCCUUGGCAUUCAUUGGCAGACCCAACCGGAUAAUGUGCAUGAUACGCCAGGUCAUGUUUGCUGUCAUUUUUUCACUUUGUGUUUCUACCAUACUAGCAAAGACUAUCACUGUCAUAAUGAUAUUUAGUGCUACAAAUCCAAACAGUAAAAUGAAUACAUUGGUAGGAUUCAGAAUACCUGUCUGUAUUGUCCCUGUAUGCACAGUGAUUCAGAUAAUUCUGUGCAUUGUUUGGUUGGCUCAAGCAGCUCCAUUUGCAGAGUUCAAUAUGGCAGCAGAAAUAGGAAUAAUAGUGAUUGAGUGCAAUGAAGGAUCCAGGGUGUUAUUUGCUUCUGUCUUGGGGUACAUGGGUCUCUUAGCUUCCGUUAGUUUAUUUGUUGCCUUUAUGGCUAGGAAGCUCCCUGACACAUUUAAUGAGACCAAGUUUAUUACAUUCAGUAUGUUGGUAUUUGCCAGUGUUUGGGUGACAUUUAUACCUGCUUAUCUCAGUACCAAGGGGAAACAGACAGUGGCAGUAGAAAUCUUUGCCAUUCUCUCUUCAAGUGCCGGACUUCUUGUUUGUGUUUUUUUUCCAAAAUGCUAUAUAAUAUUACUGCACCCAGAAAUGAACAGCAGAGAAUAUAUUACAAGGAGAAAUGCUAGAAGCCAGGAGACAUGA
This is a messenger RNA of Xenopus tropicalis (tropical clawed frog), 2355 nucleotides long. Its product is annotated as extracellular calcium-sensing receptor. Bases 1 to 2355 code for a protein of 784 amino acids. Gene Ontology annotation, molecular function: G protein-coupled receptor activity. The record is from RefSeq and is a predicted model, not a curated record. Lineage: Eukaryota; Metazoa; Chordata; Amphibia; Anura; Pipidae. The transcript is spliced from 5 exons. Gene Ontology annotation, cellular component: membrane; plasma membrane. Gene Ontology annotation, biological process: G protein-coupled receptor signaling pathway.